This is a messenger RNA of Centropristis striata (black sea bass), 971 nucleotides long. It is a transcript of the gene selenot2, whose product is annotated as selenoprotein T, 2. Gene Ontology annotation, molecular function: thioredoxin-disulfide reductase (NADPH) activity. Gene Ontology annotation, biological process: cell redox homeostasis. The transcript has 5 exons. The record is from RefSeq and is a predicted model, not a curated record. Gene Ontology annotation, cellular component: endoplasmic reticulum membrane. Lineage: Eukaryota; Metazoa; Chordata; Actinopteri; Perciformes; Serranidae.
CCUCACACAGCAGACAUGGCGGAGUACAGCCAGGCGGGCCUCCUGGCGGCUCUGCUCCUCUUCACGGCCCUCACGCUCCGGGACGUCUACCUGGGCAGGUCCACCCCCCAGCAGCACGGCCCGCAGCCGGCCGGCGGCCCCGGCCUCUCCCCGGACAGCCUGCCCGACACGGAGCCCGGGAACCCGGCCAAGCCGUCCCUGUACACCGGGCCGCUGCUCAAGUUCCAGUACUGUAUCUCCUGAGGGUACAGUAAGGUGUUCCAGGAGUACUCCAGAGCCAUCAGCCAGCUGUACCCGGACAUCCGCAUCCAGGGGGAGAACUACCCCCCCUCCCCCUUCAACAGGUGUGUGGGUCACCUGAUCUCCUACCUGAAGCUGGUGGCGAUCCUGCUGGUGGUCAGCGGGCAGAACCCAUUCGCUCUGGUCGCCAUGGAGACGCCGCGGUUCUGGACCUGGAGCCAGGACAACAAGAUCUUCUCGUGUCUGAUGGCGUUCUUCCUCUGCAACAUGAUGGAGACGCACUUCCUGUCCACCGGCGCCUUCGAGGUCACCCUGAAUGACGUCCCCGUGUGGUCGAAGCUUCAGUCCGGUUAUGUACCGAACAUCCAGGAGAUCUUCCAGAUCCUCGACACUCACCUGAAGAUGAACCAGGUGGAUCCAACCAGCUUCACCUAGACAGCCGUGGUGCGUUCAGGUGUCCCUGUGUGAGGUCGUUCAGCGUGGCGUUCAUGAAGGCUGGGUCUUAAAGCGCCCUGCGGGCCCAGCCGGACGCCCCCGCCACGCAGCCAGCGCUCCCUCUGCGCCGGGUCACAGCUCAGCACUACACUUCCCAUGAUGCACCUGUGGGCUGUACCAUUUUAUUUAUUUAGCUGUUAGCGGUACCACUGUUAGCUUCAUGCUAAUUAGCCUCCGUCUGGACAGGAAGUACCUGACAGGAAACUGUGACGAAACAAUAAAGUCUGUUUAUAAAC